AUGAAUGAAAGUGAAACAAAUUUAAAAACCAACGGCUAUGAUUUGCCAGUAUAUGGACUGGACAAUGGCCAGUUUUUAAUCAUACACGUUCCAGCGCUCGCGUGCAUUUUCCUGAGUCUGAUUUGUGCAUUAACGGUGCUAAUCCUGUCUUUCAAGAAGAAGAGAAUUCAAACCUUUUUUUCCUGGACAAAGAGUGAACGUUUCGUGGUUUACAUGGCCAUCUGUGAUGGUACGUUUAACAUUGCCCACAGUUUUGAUCACCUACAUAUCGUGAUCUCGCGAAACCACGUCCACCCAAAGCAGCUCUGUGAGUUUUAUGCUUUUAUGUUAGUUGAGUUCAUUACAGCUCAAAAUUUGAUGGUGAAUGUCGUAGCCAUCAACGCUUUCGUGUUGAUUUAUUUCAAUAAGAAUAUCGACUUUGGAAAGUACGACUGGAAACUGCUGCUAUGGAUUUUAGGAGUUCCCUUUGUGGGCGUGGUGUUUGCAGCUAGUUUGGGUCAGCUAGGUCCAGCUGGCGCUUUUUGUUACUUUGACGGCGUGAAGGGUGUGAUUGCCAACAUAAUCUUCACCACGGUUCCCCUGACUCUCAUACUGACUAUCAACAUUAUCUUGUACCUACUGACAUGGUCACGUAUCAGGUCCGAGACACAGCGAAUCAAGCAUACGAUUGGUCAAAAAUCCGUCACAAUGCGCAUCGCACACAACGCCGCACGCAACAUGACAUUUUUCGUAGCGGCAUUUUUCGUCCAGUGGUGGGCCUUCGCUAUAUACGGUGUUUGGGCUCUUGUUAACGACGUACCACAAAUUUUGUUCCAGUUGGUCACAAUUUUUAACAACCUUGGAGGAGUUGUGAACCUAGGGGUGUACAUGUUUAUACGGAAACACACCGAAGUGGCUCCGCAGAUUCCUAGUAAUAGUGGUACGAAUACAACACCAGCUUAG
Molecule: messenger RNA, 942 nt
Organism: Ostrea edulis (European flat oyster)
Lineage: Eukaryota; Metazoa; Mollusca; Bivalvia; Ostreida; Ostreidae
Exons: 2
Coding region: 1-942 (313 amino acids)
Biological process (GO): adenylate cyclase-activating G protein-coupled receptor signaling pathway
Cellular component (GO): plasma membrane
Molecular function (GO): G protein-coupled receptor activity
Source: RefSeq, a predicted model, not a curated record